Molecule: messenger RNA, 9541 nt
Organism: Lymnaea stagnalis (great pond snail)
Lineage: Eukaryota; Metazoa; Mollusca; Gastropoda; Lymnaeidae
Source: the annotation of a GenBank genome assembly
AACAUCGUCCGCCAUCUUUGUUGGGCUUGGGUUGGCGGCCAGAGUAACGGUUUAAGUUUCAAAUUUCUUUCUCAGAUUUGAAAGACAAUUCAAACUUUUUUUCUCUUUGCCAGCAUUCAAAAUGGUAAUUUUAGACAUUUAAAUGCAUUGUUUCUCUAUCAUUUGGGUUUAGUGUAUCUACAAAUUUAAUGGACAACCCAUUCAAUCAGUCUUAGAGUCUAGAGAGAGCAUGUUUGGCAAUGUUUGGUAAAUAUUAAAUUUAGUGAUGCUAAACCAGACGUAAAUAACAUUUGAUGAGUUUAAAUACACUACCAUAAUUUAAAAUUGUAUUAACUGGUGUUGAUAUUUACGUUAUUUUUAUAUAUAAGUAUAAGAGCCAGAAUGUUAUGAAAAGCAGUUUUAUUAUUUAAAUUUAGUUUAGUAAAAAUUUAAGUAUAAUUUAUAAUAAUAAUAAAUUAUUAGUAAUGAAAUCUUAGAUGUCUUAGUCCAUUUAUAUUAUUGCCAGGUCCACGUUUUUUAAUCAUAUUCAUAAUCAUAAUGACAUGACCAUCCAAAUGCCAUAUUAUUAAUUUUUAAUAUUAGAAUUAUUUUUUAUGUUAUUACAUUUUUUAAUCAAUGGGAGUCGCUUAGUCGAUUGUUUUGUCACGUGAUGAGAGUAAAAACGAGUAAGACUUCUGGGAGGCUGUAUUCAACACACUAGUGCUUGACAACAGAAGCCGUUACACACUACAACUAGUAAUUCAUGAUGCCUAGGCAAUGUUCGGCUUUUGGAUGUACAAACAGUUAAGUUAAGGACAGAGGUAUAAGUCUGCAUAAAUUUCCGCUUAAGGAUAAAAAAAAUUUAAGGCAAUGGCUUGACAAAGUGGAUCUUUGUUAAUUAUUCACAUGAAAUCUUGUUCCAACCGGUUAUUAAAAUAUGCUUUCUCCGCACAAAUAUUUAUUAAACACGCAAAUGACGUCAUGGGUAUGCCGACAUUUCGUCCAAUGAAAAUUAACAAUAAAAUAAACAAAGGGGAAUGAAUCCUGCACAAAUAUUGAGUAAACACGCAAAUGACGUCAUUGGCACGGAGCUCAUCAACAGCCUGCCGAUGAUAGUUCCCAUCGAAUAUCGCUCACAAAUUUUUCUGGAAAUAACUUUCUUCCUUUAAUUGACAUAACUUUCUUCCUUUAAUCAUAACUGACGUAUAUUUAUUGUCACAUUUAUGUAUUUCAUUUAAAAAACAUGUGUAUUCCAGAAUAUUUUGAAAGGUAAAAUUUUUAAGUAAUAUGACAUUGGGGAAGCACUGAUGAAGUAUCUUUUGUUGUGUGUAGCAGCCUAGUGAUGGCUUACUCUCAUCACUUGACCAAACAAAGAAGUGACUAAGCGACUCCCAUUAAAAUUGUUAUAGUAAUAGUAUAGCUAAGCAGCUAAGACCUAGACUCUAAUUAUAAUAUUAGUCUUAAUUCCAUUUAAAUGAUGCUUAAACUUACAUCAUUUGCAAAUUAUUAAUGAACCUCUUCUAUGGUAAAAUUGCUAUUGUCAAUAAUAUAGAAAAUGUUAUUUUAUAGGCAAUGGCAAGGAGGUCACAGCGGGCAGACCAGGCAGCUUUUCAGAAACAAUUGGAUAAAGAUCGCCAACGUGAAAUGGAUUUAAGAGAUUUGGCGCAAGAGAAAAAAAUGGCUCAGUAUUUUGAGGAGAACAUACAGAGAGAACAAAAGGUUUCAAUAAUCAACUUAUUCUUGAUAUAAUUUUUAUUAACUUAGGUAAAAUUUCAUGAUUCUGUUUAUGGUGUUUUGAGGUUAUCUAUUUUCAAGUCUCUUGGGUAAGAUAACUUUCUUAUCUGUCUUAAAGGUGAACAUGUCAGCCCCCCACUCCCCCCAUUAAUUCUUUUUAAAUAUUAUAAUGUUUAAACAAACUUAAUUACUGUAAUUUUCUAAUCAGUCACAUAUUUUUUAACUCUGUGACCCUUAUUCGUACUGAAACAAGCACACCUCAACCCUUGAUCACAAAUAGAUACUUCUUACAUUAAUUUGGCAAACAAGACUUCUAGGAAUAGCUUUUCCUAUAGUUUGUAUCAGUAAACUACUUAUUGAAGGGAAAACUAGCAUUUUAUCAAACACCCCUUAAAAUUUGUCUCCUCUACUGACAUAUACUCAGCUGUCACUAUUUAAGUUUCUACAGCCAAACACAACAUAAUGUUUCAAUUUGGUUACUAAAAAAUUUUUCUACCCUAAAAAAGAAUGCUUCAUAAUUUUUCCCAUAGGUUCAACAAAGACGGUUUAUGAGGCAGCAGCAAGUUAUGAAUAAAGAAAUUGAGAUGAAUGAAGCAAUACUGAAGGUGAGCAUUCCCAAAACUCAAUGAUUUAACCACUUGAUUUUUUUAAAAUGUGAGCAGCUAUUAGCUGUGACUAGUUUGACAUUAACAGCUAUUAUCUGGUGUGGCCGGGUUUGGCAUUACCAUCUAUUAUCUGGUGUGGCCAGGUUUGACAUGAAGAACUAUUAUCUGGUGUGGCCAGGAUGGACAUUACCAGCUAUUAUCUGGUGUGGCCAGGUUUCAUGUACAAUCGAAACCUCAUGCAGAUUUUGUAUGUCUAUUGCCAGGCAGAGAGAGACCGCAUCUUGAGACAACAACAGAUAGAGCAAGAAGAAAACCUAGCACGGGAACUUGAACGGGUGAAGUCAGAGCAACUGAGAGAUGAAAAAAUGAGGCAGCAAAUAAGAGAGACCAGGUGAGAUCAUUACUCUACUGAAAAUAAACAGUUAAACUGUACAAUUUCAACUUGUGUUGACGCCAUCUUGUAUCUAAAUCUGUAGGUGUUUUGUUUUUUUUUGGAUUAGAGGGCCUCAGAGAUGAAAUAUGCACUUUUAGAAAUGGGUGGAAAUAAUUUUCAUAAUGAAAUCUUAAUAAACCUAUUCAACUCUGUAACGGCCUAAUCCGGGUGGUACUGAUUCAACCCCGUAACAUCAGAAUCUGACCAUUUAACUCUCUGUUUACACAUUGCUAUGUAGGAAGUGGACAUCUUGCAUUUAAAUGAAAAUCUCGCUAGAAACGAGACAAGUGGAGAUUACUGUCUUUUAAAUAUUUUUGGAUUGAAUGGGUUGACGCUGAAAACUAUUUGCUAAUGGUAAUUUCAUGAUUAGACAAAUUAAUUUUUCUUAACUUAAUUUUUUUCUAAGUCUGGAGCUGAGAGAGCUGGAGGCCAAGCUGAGGGCAGCAUACACCAACAAGGAGAGGGCGGCCCAGAUGGCAGAGAGAGAAGCCAUGAAGUACGAUGAAAUGGUAAGUUAAACAGUGUUGGAAUUUGACUUUGACACUCAAUCUCUGCGUGACGCAGAUCUGCAUUUAUGUUACAGAGUGACAAGAAAGAUUAGUAAAUGUUGUGCAUGCCAAUGUAAAUGUGUUUGCUGCCUUCCUAAAUGGGUGAUCAACAAUUUUUAAAUGAAAAUGGCUUGCUAAAUUCAGAUUUUCAUCAAAUUUGAAUUUGAUAGAAAUUUAUAUGUAGUCAAUGAUAACAAUGCUUACUUUGGUGUAAAAACAAUUAUCAUAUAUCUUAAUAAAGUUCAUGAGUUUACUAUUUUAUAUACUUCUGUUUCACUGUAUCGGAGUUACAUGAGGUUAGAAGUGGUAUUUUCUAAUUGAAUUAUGUAUAUAUAAAUUGUUACUUUUUAAAAAAUGCAGAUUUUCUUCUUUUACUGACAAGAGAGUCACAGAUAAUUUUGACUUAUUUUAUAAAAUGGCAUUAUUAUUUUUUGUAUUUCUUUUUAAGUAAUGCUAAUAAUUUGUAUAAUACAUAUAAGUGACCAUGUUGAACUGCAGCCAUUUGCUUUAAUUAACACACACAAAAAUUUAAUAUUCAAGAAACGAGACUCAGAAAUCGCCCGGUUCAUGAAGGAACAGAAUGAGAGGGCAGAGGAAGCUGAACACCAGAGAGAGCUUGAAAAGCACAAGGAGAUGGUGAGUUGAUGUGUUUUUUUUUUCUUUUUCUUCCUUGCCUGUUCAGCUCCCAGUGGAGCAUAUGUCAUUAAAGCCUCCCGGUCUCUAGCUAUCUCCUCUAACUCUUUUCAGCUCUGUCCAGUUGCUGUGUUGAGAAGUGAAAUGUACCUUAGGAAUUGAGGAACAUGAACAGAUGUUAACAUGUUUUGCUGAGAUUAAUCUUGUUGGCAUUCAACUUAUAUAGAUGUAAAUUUAUCUCAGGUUGUGGUUUUUAAUGAGGUUUACAUUAAUAUGUAAACCAAAUGUCCUCAAUUUUAUCAUUAGUGGAUCGCAUUAUGAUAUUUUAACCAAUAAGUUGUUAAAGUUACCACAUGAAAAAUUCCUAACUAAGAUUUUUAACAUUAAAAUAAAUGCUACCCCAAUAUAUUUUGUGAUCGACAGACACGCUACCAACAAGAGCUGGAGAGACAGCUAGAGGAGCAGGAGGCACAGAAGCAACAGGCCUAUGAGGAGUUCCUCAAGGAGAAACUUAUGAUUGACGAGAUUGUGCGCAAGAUUUAUGAGGAGGAUCAAAAGUAAGGACUUUAUAGAUUGUAUGGUUUGAUUUUCCAAACUUUUAAGUUUGGCUUAACUAACGGGUGGAUCAGUUUCUCAUUGCACCACCAAUCUGUGAAAUUUAUUUUGUAUCUCUUUGUUUGUCAUGCACACCUGCAACAUAAACUUGUUGGUCAGUGUAGCCACUUUGGGAAAAACUAUUCAGGACAGUAUUGUUUGCCUUUGCAUGCCGGGUGGCGGAGUGGUUUAAACUGAGUCAAUCCCAAGCUUGUGGACAGGAGUUCAAUCCCCAGCCUAGACAAGCAAAAACAACAGCAUCUCUGGUGGGUGGGACUGGUUAACCUUGGACGGCAACUCAUCUAAGAGAGGGCAAACUCUGAAAUCAAACUCGAAGGUGGAAUCCCAUAGGCACUAUGAUAUUGACACAUGAAAAUUCAGACCACUAAUGGGACUGUCCUUUAAUGCUAGAGUUUAACACUUGUUUCCUAAUCAGGUUAGGCUACUACCAGCCGAGAGCAUCUAUUGUAAGAAUGUCAAUAGGAGCACCGCACAAUAUUUCAAUAUAGUACUCAUUUUAUUUUGAAAUGUCAAAGAAUUUUUUACAAUUUAAUAUCGACUUAAAGCCAUCGGACCACCCCUGAUCUAACACAUGUCUGUUCAUUCCUGCCCUGACAGAGAGCUGGAGAAACAGAUGAAGAAGCGCCAAGUUACCCAGCAGUACAUAGAUGAGUUCCAAAAGGCCAGGGAACUCUGGAAGGUGCAGGAGAAGCAGAAAAUGGAGGAGGAGAACCAGAGAAUCUUGCGCUUUGCCCGCCAGAUGCAGGAGAGAGAAGACUUCCUCAAGUCACAGAAGAAAGAGAAAGACAGCGUCAUGAACAAAGUGCAGGAUGCGGUAGGUGGUCUUACUUUUUAUUUUUAAGAGAAGCAAUACAAGUGGUACAGUAGAGCAGUUAUUUCUAUGGCUACCUCCCUUGGUAAUUAUUUCCCAAACCAAACAUGAUGUUGUUGCCUUGCAUUGUUUAUUUUCUAAACUGUGCUGUAAAGUGAAAGUAUCAUGGAAUAAAAUUGCUGGGAUUAUUCUUAUUUAUAGAUCCGGGCUUUUCCAAUGUAAAGGGUUCAUUUGAUUAGUUUUAGUUCAGAAGUUCAAAUUAUAAGUGCAUCCGAGGUAAAUUUUUAUCUCAACUUUAAAAAAAAUGUAAAGCUUAUCUUUUUAAGUUGAUGACAUUUAAGACAAUUUUUUGUUGCAUACAUUGCCCUCAAUAUAGGGCAUUUCAACAGCCUUACUCAAUUUUUUUUCACUUAUGACUUUCCUUUGUUCUAUUUAUUAGCUCGCUCAGGAAAUUGCCAGGAAAGAAGCCGAGAGAGCCGAGAUGGAGAGAAUACGCUUGGAGCUGGUCAUUGAGGAGACAGAGGAGAGGGAGAGACAGAAAGAGAUGGUAAUACAUUCUAAUUAAUCAAAAAUUUAACAGUGAGACAUUGAUCUGUUCGCUUUAGCUACACUUAAACAGUUUUAUAGUCUCAUCUGGUUCUUGAAAAAGAGGACAAAACAAUUUAUUUAAACAUCUGAUAAUUUUGAAGCUUUUGUUGUGUGCUUGGUAAGAUUAAAGCUGUUUCUGCAUAGACUGAUUUUAUUACCUGUUUAUCUGCCUAACAGGGGCUUUGAAUAUUUCUUGAUUUGUUUUUCAUCAUAUCAUAUAACAGGGGACCGUUCAUUUUUAAUAUGUGUUGGAUGAAAUUUUCUAUCACUAGGCACUUCAACUGUUGUCAGUGUGAAAUAAAAAUCUAAGCUUUAAUAUGCUGGGAGUGACUUUUUUAUAGUUUGAUAUAAGGUUCCUGAUUUAAAAGCUAUUAGUUGUUUAUAAUGUUGAAAUGGUAUUUUACAAUUUUUGAAUUUUUUCUCCGCUGUGCUUCUUCAGGCUGAUAUGGAGAGGCAAAUCAGACAGAAGAUUGAGUUACAGUCAACGCACGCACAACAGAUGCACUUCAAGGCGCUACGUCUGGAGGCCGAGAAGGAAGAGGAGGAGGAGUUUAAGAAACAGGUUUGUCUGUCUGGGGGUGAAUGUUUGUCUGUCUGGGGGUGGACGGCUGUAGGUUAUUAUGAAGACAGGACUUUGUCGGUUUGAUCAGGACAGGACUUUGUUUAUGUUGAAAGGACUCUGUUUUAUGCAGACAGGACUGUUUUUGUUGGUUUGUAAGUAUAUGUACUUUUUUGGUUUUACCUAGACUGAACUUUUUUGGUUUUAUGCAGACAGGACUUUGUGGUUUCGGGUUCACUUCUUACCAUCUCAAAAAAAAAAAAUGAAAACAACAGACUGUGAUUUCAUGUUAUCAAACUGUCACAACAUCAGUACUUAUAUAGCUAUAAAUUAAAAGUGGUAGUUCACUUUAAUUUUUAAUGUUGCAAAUGUCAUCCCAGUUCUGCUUUCAAUCCGUCCACAGUGCAUUCAAAACAGUUUCAUUCUUGUGGGUUGGUAAUGGAACUUGCUUUAUUUUUCUUCAUAAAAUAGUUUUUAAAAAUAAAAUAAUAAAAAGCUUGUUUUAGAUCAUUGCUUACAUUUUUCAUUAUCUCCAGAUGAUGGCAAAGUUUGCUGAAGAUGACCGCAUCGAACAGAUGAACGCACAACGCCGCCGCAUGAAACAGCUGGAACACCAGCGGGCCGUUGAAAAAAUGCUGGAGGACAGGAGGGUGCAGUACGCCCGCGAGAGGGAGGCGGAGGUGGAGGCCAGGCUGGAGGAGGCCAGGCUGGAGAAGUUCCGUAAGAUGAUCAUUGAGGAGGAGAGGCAGAAGUUACUCAAACAGCACGCCAUCAAGCUCCUGGGGUACUUGCCACGGGUAAGUUGAAUAGCUGAUAAUUUCAUUUGCUGAUUAAUUUAUUAGUUCCUCACAGCACUUUGUUGAUUAGCAUAGAAGCUGAUUAGCUGCACAGUUGAUUCAAUUUAUUGCAGGCAAGUGAAUUUAUUUAAUAAAUCCUGAUACAUGAGAAAGAGCUUGAAAAGUGUUUAAAAAUGUUACCUAACAUUGGUACAUUCUCAUUACAACUGCAGCGGUCUUUGACCAAUUAGUCCAAUGACCUUACACAGUAAUAGAAUAUUUCAAUUGAUUUAUCAUCAUUACCAGCAUGUUCAUUUAAAUGUAUUCUCAUUACUAGCAUCUUAAUUUAAAUUAGAGACAGACCGAAAGUGAUUUUCUGAUUUCGACCGAAACUUGGCCAAAAUUUAAAAAUGACUUUUGGCCGAAACCAAAAAUAAACCGAAAGUUAACAUUUCAGUUUCGGCCAAAGCCGAAAUUAAAGCGAAAUUUAACUUUUUGAUUUUGGCCGAAACUGAAAUAUUUAGGUAUUUUGAAAUUCGUCCACGCACAUUCUACAUAGAUCAAAAAAGGAUGGGGGAAGUAUUAAUAUUUACAUUCUUUUUUUUUUUAAAAUGAGAUCAUCUUGAAUAUUAAUAAAUUAACAUUUAAUUAAUACUUUGGCUUUUUCUAUUUUAAUUUAAAAGUAAUUUAAAUUUCUUAAAAAUGGUAAGAAUGUUUUUUUUAAGAUGUUUGAAAAGAGAAAAUUUGGAGAGGGGGGGGCAAAAUUCAUUCAAAAUAUUCCCUUGAGUACCCUUUCCUUUUAUAGUAAAAUUACAAUCUAGAACAUAUACAGAUAAUAAUUAUUGUGGCUCUAAUAAAGCCAAUUGUCACCUAAAUAUCCAUUAUUAAGGCCGUAGAAAUAUCACCACAAUUUUUCGUGGUUUUUGUCAUACUAAUGCUUUGUGUUUUCAUAGAUAUCCUUGUAUUAAUAUUUAGCAUAGUUCCAAAACAUUAGUCUUACCUUGCUGGUGAUGUAAUAAUUUUGUUCGGUGACCAACUUCCGUCACCUCCCUAGAUGAGGGAGAUUUUUUUUAACCUGGUCUCUUAAAAUAGUUCUUCUGAAGGGUCUCGACGGAGAAUCGCAAGACAUCUGAAAUUGGUAGCCUAAUCAUAAAAGUAGAAAGGCCUGCUGUAGGCCUACUACAUAUUUAUAAUACAAGCUAGUGAUACAUGCACACACAUGUUAUUUCGUCAAUAAAAAUGUUUAUGAGGAUGAUAAUGAUGAAUUUCAAGAAAUGAAAAAGCCUAGGUUUCCUUAAUUUUUAAAAAAAAAAAUUUUUAAAUAAUAAGAUAUACCAUUCCCAUGGAUUAUGCAAUAUAAUUCACCUUUGCCUAUGACAAAAUUGAUGAGCAUGAUAAUGAUAAAUCAAUAUGAGUAUCACAAAUGAAGGAAUUGAAUAAAGCUAGGGUUCCAAAUUUUAUUUUUGAAAAAAUUAAAACAAAAAUAAUGAUAUAAAACAUUACCAUUCCACUAGUUUUUCUUCCACAAACUGUUUACAUUUGCUUAGGCCUAAUUAAAAUUUAAUUUUUUUUAAAUAAAGGACAAGUAGGUCAUCAUGCAGCUUUGAGCAGUUUUCGCAGAGUAUUAGUCAUAUAGAAUACAAUGGCAGCUAGACAUCCAGCAAUAAUGAAUAUCGGAUUGCCAGCCUAGAGACAGAGAGUCAGACCUCUGCUAGAUGACCGAAAUUAAACCGAAAGUUAACAUUUCAGUUUCGGACGAAGAUGAAAUUAAACCGAAAUUUAACUUUUUGGUUGCGGACGAAAUUGGUCAAAUGGCCACUUUCGGCGCAGAAGCCGAAAUUUGGUCGGUCUCUAAUUUAAAUGUAUCAUCAUUACCAGCAUUUUAAUUUAAAUGUAUCAUUAUUUCCAGGGCGUUAUUCGAGACGAAAAUGAUCUAGAAUUGUUGGGACCCGAGUUUAAAAAUGCUUAUUCACAGCGAUACGUCGACCCAUUUGAUGAGACUGCAUGGAACACAAAAUGAGGAUGUAUAGAUGUAAAUAUGAUGAAACAAACAUUGUUGAUGAACUCUUAAUUUUAUUUAUUAAAGUUUGAAUGUGUUGAACAAUUGAGGCUGAGGGAGUUUUUGCAUGUUUGAGUAAAAGCUUUACACGUUUGGCGUUUGUACCACAACUUGAGAUGAUGAAUUUGUUUUGGCGAUUAUCUAAUUAUACUGGGGGUUUUUUUUAUGUCUGUGAUUGUUAAAAGGGAAUGAAUAAUGGGG